Tachyglossus aculeatus (Australian echidna) is the source of this 1603-nucleotide messenger RNA. RefSeq names its product family with sequence similarity 83 member F (gene SACK1F). Lineage: Eukaryota; Metazoa; Chordata; Mammalia; Monotremata; Tachyglossidae. The record is from RefSeq and is a predicted model, not a curated record.
AUGGCCGAGUCGCAGCUGUGCUGCCUGGAGGAGGCCCACGUGAACGAGCGGCUGACGGCGGCCCAGCCCGCCUUCUACUACUGCGAGAGGCAGCGGGCCGCCCUGGAGGCCCUGCUGGGCCGGGGCCCGGCCGCCUACCGGGACCGGCUGAGCAAGGAGCAGCUAAGGGACUUUCUGUCCGGGCCCGAGUGCCAGGCCCUGAGGGCCGGCUGGAGCCCCUACCGAGACCCGGCCCCGGAGCCCGCCAAGGGCCAGGGCAGGGAGCGGGCCCCCGCCCCCGCCGGGGCCAGCCCGUCGCUGGCCUACUGGCCCGACCGCUCGGACACCGAGGUCCCCCCCCUGGACUUGGGCUGGGCCCACACGGGCUUCUACCGGGGCCUGAGCCGCGUCACCCUCUUCACCCACCCGCCCAAGGAGGACAAGGGCCCCCACCUCAAGGAGGUCGUCAGAGUCAUGCUCCAGCAGGCCCAGAAGGUGAUCGCUGUGGUGAUGGACCAGUUCACAGACGGAGACCUCUUUCGAGACAUCGUCGAUGCCGCCAACAAGCGUCAGGUCCCUGUGUACAUCAUCCUGGAUGAGGCGGGGGUGAAGUUCUUCCUGGAGAUGUGCGGCAGCCUGGAAUUGAGCGACUUCCGGAUCCGGAACAUCCGGGUGCGCUGCGUGACAGGCGUCGGAUUCUACAUGCCCACAGGCAAGGUCAAAGGGACCUUGGCCUCCCGAUUUCUGAUGGUGGAUGGUGAUAAAGUGGCUACUGGGUCAUACAGGUUCACGUGGAGCUCCUCCCGGGUGGACAGGAACAUCCUCCUCGUGCUGACGGGGCAGUACGCGGAGCCCUUCGACCUGGAGUUCCGGGAGCUGUACGCCAUUUCGGAGGAGGUGGACCUGUACCGGGGAUUGGGCCUGGGGGGCCCGGCCGGCCGCCCCAACCGGAACUUCUCCUCCUCCACCGUGGCCCGCAAGCUCAUCAACCCCAAGUACGGGCUGGUGACCCGCCACCCUCCAGGGGAGAUGAUGCGUUGGGCCACGCGACCGAGGCAAGAGGCGGCCGGCAGGAGGAUGGAGGAGGAGGAAGAGGAGGAGGGCCGGAGCGAGUCGACCCGCCGCUUGGAGAGUUUCCUCCACGACCUCGUCACGGUGGAGCAGUCGCUGCCGCCCAUCGAGCCCCCGCUGGAGGACGUGGCGCGCAAAGCCGGGGCCAGCAAGCUGGUCUCCCGCUUCCACCUGGACCUGAAGUCCAGGCCGCGGGAGCCGCCCUCGCCGAACAAGAAGGGCGAGGUGGUGGUGGCCGUCAACGGCGAGGCCGGCCGGGCCAAGACGGGCAAGCGUUUCGGCAGCGGGCUGUUCAGUCGGAAAAACAAGCGGCCCCCCAACGGCCUGGUCAGCUCUCUGUCCAGCGAGACCUUCUCCGAGGGGGAGUUCGUGGUGGUGAGGAGACCGGACCCGGAACCCCUCAGCCUCAGCACCGUCAGUGGCUCGACGGUUCGGAGCAGCCCCGACGUCUCAGGUAAAACCAGUUCUGGCUCCACCAAGUCAAACUGUGUGAUUUCAUGAGGCGGGUGCCCGGGGGGGACCCCCCAGAUGGACUGACUUGGCCACUCCUCCU